This is a messenger RNA of Trematomus bernacchii (emerald rockcod), 2803 nucleotides long. RefSeq names its product protein phosphatase 1 regulatory subunit 15B (gene ppp1r15b). NCBI's taxonomy places the organism in Eukaryota, Metazoa, Chordata, Actinopteri, Perciformes, Nototheniidae. Bases 844 to 2736 code for a protein of 630 amino acids. Gene Ontology annotation, cellular component: endoplasmic reticulum; protein phosphatase type 1 complex. Gene Ontology annotation, molecular function: protein phosphatase regulator activity. The transcript is spliced from 3 exons. The record is from RefSeq and is a predicted model, not a curated record. Gene Ontology annotation, biological process: response to endoplasmic reticulum stress.
AAUGUUGACGGCCCCUUAAUAUUUUCUGAUGAAAUCUCAAACUAAGGCAGAAACACGGAACUACCAGGCGGGUCAAAUUACACUUUAAACCGGGAUAAACCGUAACAGUAUUGUCAACCGAAUUAGAUUAAACAGUCUUACAUUGUUUACGAUCUAACCAUUUUUGUUUUGGAUCGAAUAUUGUCUUACUUCGGUUAACAAACGGCUGAGCUAACUAGCUGCUCGUGCUAAGCUAACAGCUAAGCUACACCGGACACCGGAGAUCUCCAGCCGGCCGCCGUCGCCUCUUUUACGGGGAUUUUAAAACCCGACAACCAUGGCUCUUCUCUCGGCCUCACACUUGGAUGUAUCCUCCGUUUUUCCCGUUACUGUUUCCAAUAAAUUCUCCUCCAGAAAGAAGAACAACCGCCGCUGUCAGAGGAGUUUCAGCACCGCGCAGCGAGCCGGGGAGACGGACGUUAUUCCCGGUUUCCCUGUCUGGGUCGAGGUGGAUUUUCAUACUGAAAAUUAGUUUAAUUAAAACUAAUUAAAAAAAUCAAGGAGAGACUGACUCACUGAGAAAAAUGCAUUUAGUUUCAAGAGAUUGAUUUCCAUAAAGGCAGUGUUUUUUUAAAAUGGUGAAGCAGUUGGCCUUAUGACAGCGUUGUAGUUCACAUUUAAAAAAAGACGUUAUUAAAAUGGUGUAAUCACAAAAAAACCUCACACGGUUUUUAUAUGUUUUUAGCUACAAUAAACCUAAUACUCUAUGUAUUCGGUGUGUGAGGACCCAGGCAGUGUUCAAGUCAAUGUGUCUAUAAAAAAACUGGAAUAAAUAGUAUUAUAAAAGUCACAUUUUGCACUAAAAUGUUUAAAAGUAUGAGUGGUGACGGACAUGUUUCCAGCGGGCAGAGCGCAUCCUCCAUGGCCGGGCGAGGAGGCCCCUCCGCCGGGCUCCACACUCAGGAAAGCUCGUGGCUCGGGGUUCUGUCAAGGCCCGCGAUGUCUUUCCUCCAGAAAUAUCUCCCGGGGAGAAACGAGGCCCGGGCGGACACCGGAGCCGGGUUCAUGCUGGAAGACCUGAUCCCGGUUCCUCCCCAGCUGGCCUACCUUCGGUGUGACGCAGCUCCCGGCAGCACUUUACCGUGGCUCCAUGCUGAUUCUCACCUGGAGCCUGGUAAAAGCUUGCCGUGGCUCUCCGCUGACUCCAUGCGGGAGCUUGGCAUCCAGAACACGGAUGAAAUGAACCUGAAUCUGGUCCAGCAAACUCAGAUGGGGUACUUGUCUUCUGUCAGGACUUUCUUCAGUCAUGUUGUGUUGAAUUCUUUUCAGGAAGGGAGAGCGACUUUAGGGAAGGACUGGGAUCCUGCAGGGAACUCAGCGAGGGGCAGUGGGUCGUGGUGGGGCAGUUUCUGGGGGUCUGAGGGGGGGUCAGGGCUGCUGUCAGACCCGUCCUGGGAAGAGGAGGAGGGGGUCCUCACUGCAGGGCUUUGUCCACAACAAUCUCCAACAAAAGCCCCCGAAACAAGCACCACGUUGGGAGAAGCUUCUGGACUAAGACACAAAGAGAAGCCGGCUUACAAAGAAAGCCAUGAAACACAUGAUGUAGUCCAGAACAUGGAGGAGGGGGUGUCCACAGCCAUCAGUCUCCCCAGGUCAGAAGCCCCCUCCUGCAGUGAGGAGGCUCCUCUGACCCCGGAGCAGGACCAUGGAUACACCAGUCUGGAGGAGGAACAUGUGCAGGUGAACAUGGUGAACGCUCCGAUUGAAGAGCAGCAGGAUGCCGCAGAAAGUAGUCCCACUAAAGAGACUUCUGAGGAGGAAGAGGAGGGUCUAUCAGCGGAGGUAGAGAAGGGUUUAUCAGCGGAGGAAGAGGGUCAGAACCGCUGUCAGAACAAAGCGAUCGCCUUCAUCAUGGGACAACCCUGCAGCGACGACAGCUCCGAGGGGGGGUCCAGCUCUGAGGAAGAUGAUGAAGACGAUGACGGCUUCAACAGCGAAGACUCGUCCGAUCUCUCCGACUCCACGGACGACGAAGACUCUGAGCGUCUGUGGAGAUACUUGGGUCGCAGCGCUGACCCGUACGACCCCCGAAACUUCACGGCUCCGCUGCACACGGCCACCUCCUCUCCUCCCAGAAACAUCCCUCCUUCCUCGCCUGACUCCUCCCCUGACUCCUCCCCCGACUCCUCCCCCUCUCUCCUCCCUCUCCCUCUCUCCCCCCUGGCUGUCUCCUCCGCCUCCCCUCCGUCGGGCAGUGACUCCUGGGAUGAUUCCACCUCAGCGAGUGAGGCAGAUGAAGCAGAAAGUCUCCGCCUGUGGAGCUCCUUCAGCUGCUCGGACCCUUACAGCCCCUUCAACUUCCAGGGACCCAUGAGGACUCAGGAGCCCAGAACCAGGACCAGGACCAGAACCAGGAAGGCUGUCUCCUCCUCCCCCCCCCUCAACCCGGCUGCUCCUCCUCAGUACAGGAGGGAGGAGGCAGAGGAGCGUCUGGACAGCGGCUUCUCUGAACUCUCCGUUUCCUCCUCCGCCUGCAGCGUCACUAAGAAGGUGCGUUUCUGUGAGGACGUGGAGGAGUUCUUUGCGAGCGGGGGGGAGGAGACGGAGGACAGACGGGGUCCCUGGGAGCAGUUCGCCCGGGAUCGAUCUCGCUUCCUGCGCCGCGUGGAGGACGUCCAGCUCAGCAUCGACUACUGUCUGCAGCCAACACACCGUCACCUGGUGUCUCUACGCCUGGGGACAACCGAGGGCAACUGAGGGCAUCUGAGGGACAGCAGGACGUCCUGAAGGUCAACGAGACGUUUGAAGGACAUUGAGACUUCCU